AUGCCAGGUCCCAGAAAACGAGGCUUGAAUGUGGUAGACCUCACUGGCGAUGAUUCAGGUCGACAGGCCAAACGUCAAUCGGCUGCUCCCGUAUCCUCUUCCACUGGCGUAGGUGGAACAUUUGUUUACAAUACUUUGUCAAAUGGGGCAGGCCAUUUACCAGGUCCCGGAUCGCAGAAUGGCCGGCCACCUCUUUCUUCCAGUCAGCCUCUUACGACGUCUCAGAUGGCUGAUUACGAGCGUGAGGUUUUGGAUUUGACUCAGGACGACGACGGGCCAGCCAGAGAGCUCUAUGGCACGUUUGAAACGAAAAUUGUCGGCAUUCAGUAUUAUAGAGGACAUGCAUCCACUGGGGAAGCUGUGCUCUGUCGCAGAGAACCUGCAAAUCAGUAUGAUCGCAACGCAAUCCGCAUUGACAAUGUCAUGUACCAACAGAUCGGACAUCUGCCACGCAAAGUUGUGGAAAAAAUCGCCCCGUAUAUUGACUGCGGAGAUAUCCUUCUUGAAGCACAGCUCACGGGACCAAAAGGGCAAUACGACUGCCCGGUAACGCUGUCCUUUUAUGGGCCUAGUAAUCCGUUGGAAAGAACCAGAAUCGAAAAUUCACUGAAAGGUGAUAAACUUGUGAGGGCUACUCAGCUCAACAAGACAAGAAAAGAGUCAGAAGCUCAGAGGACUGUAAUGGGCUUGAAGGCCGGAGGAACUACGCAUGGCAUGGGUUCCGCAAGCCCCAAAGAGCCAGAGAUAUCUCUGGAGGAUAUCUUAAAAAAGAGCCAAUCCCUAGAGUUCCGAGAUGGGAUAGAUGCUCUGAAGACGUUUGCUACAGAUGAAGAGUACUUGCGUAACAUGCCCAGCUGUGAUCAGCCAGCUGCUCUGAAGGCAACUCUAUUGCCCUAUCAACUACAAGGAUUAGCAUGGAUGACUUCAAAGGAGAACCCCGCUUUGCCGACCAAGGAAUUAGGCAACCAAGUUCAAUUAUGGAAACAGAACAUCAGAGGAAAUUACUGGAAUGUCGCCACGGACUUUGUGAGCGCGACAGCUCCCCAGCUCUUUUCGGGGGGGAUUUUGGCCGACGAUAUGGGUCUUGGCAAGACUCUUCAGAUUCUCAGCUUGAUUUUGACAGGAGGUUCCGGUACCACUUUGAUAGUUGCACCUGUUGGUGUCAUGUCUAACUGGCAACAACAGAUCGAUAGGCAUGUCAAGUCGGAGCAUCUACCGAGCGUGCUGGUCUACCAUGGGGACAAAAAAAUGAGGGCGAAGGAGCUCAUGAACUUCGAUGUUGUCAUCACAAGCUAUGGCAAGUUGGCCCGCGAAAAGGAUUCAAAUGUUCCUCAAGUUUUGCUGUCACAAAGCAUACAGUGGAAACGUGUGGUUCUCGAUGAGGGGCACACAAUCCGCAACGCGAGAACAAAGGUCGCGUUGGCCGCGUGUGCCAUCAAUGCCAAAUCUCGAUGGGUACUGACUGGAACCCCGAUCAUCAACUCUGUGAAAGAUUUGCAGUCUCUUAUAAAGUUUCUACAUAUUACCGGCGGCAUCGAGCAUCCAGAAAUUUUCAAUACGAGAAUUACGAGGAGAUUAGUUUCCGGUGAUGCCAGCGCUGAAAUUAUGCUGCAGGCUCUGAUGCAGGAUAUCUGCCUACGGCGCAAGAAGGACAUGAAAUUUGUAGAUCUGAAAAUACCCGAAAAAAAGGAAUACCUUCAUAGGAUCACUUUCCACCCUGAAGAGAAAAGGAAGUAUGAGGCAUUACUUACGGAGGCACGUGGUGCUCUGGCAGACUACCAGGCCAAGGCAGCCGGUCAGAAGGGACAGUUCCAAGGCGUCCUAGAGCGGCUUUUAAGGUUGCGACAAAGUUGCAACCACUGGACCCUAUGCAAGGACCGCAUUAACCAGCUGAUGGAGCUGUUCGAAGGCCAAGAAGCUGUACCAUUCAAUGAGAAGAAUACUGCAUUGCUACAGGAAGCUCUUCGGCUUUACUUGGAGAGUCAGGAAGACUGCUCCAUUUGCUUCGACGUUCCCACUGCUCCAGUCAUAACAAAUUGCGGGCAUGUUUUCUGCCGAGUUUGUAUCACAAAAGCUAUCCAUUUACAACACAAAUGCCCAAUGUGCAGAAACAAACUUUCGGAUGAGUGUCUACUUGAACCAGCAGCAGAGGGUUCCUUUGAUAAGAACUUUGAUAUGGCCACUCAAAGUUCCAAGACAGAGGCAAUGAUGCAGAUUCUCCAGGCAACAUUGAAAAAGGAUGGGUCAAAGGUGGUCAUCUUUUCCCAAUGGACGUCAUUUCUGAACAUAAUCCAGAACCAAUUGGAUAUCGCCGGAAUCAAAUACAGCCGCAUAGACGGCAGUAUGAACACGGAGAAACGUGAUCGUGCAGUCCGGGCACUAGAUAACGACGCCGAAACUCGCGUCAUGCUAGCUAGCUUGGCGGUUUGCAGUGUCGGGUUGAAUCUUGUAUCUGCAGAUACUGUCAUUUUGUCUGACAGCUGGUGGGCACCAGCGAUUGAGGACCAAGCGAUCGACAGAGUUCAUCGUCUUGGCCAGACCAGAAAGACAACGGUUUGGCGGCUCAUUGUGGAAAGAACAGUCGAAGAGCGGGUUAUGGACGUCCAAAAGGAGAAAAGAGAUCUUGUAACCAAGGCCUUUCAGGAAAAAGAGAGGAAAGGCAAGCAUACGAAGGACACGAGAAUGGCAGAUAUUGCAAAACUCUUGUCUUGA
Molecule: messenger RNA, 2712 nt
Organism: Metarhizium brunneum ARSEF 3297
Lineage: Eukaryota; Fungi; Ascomycota; Sordariomycetes; Hypocreales; Clavicipitaceae
Gene: Hltf
Product: Helicase-like transcription factor
Biological process (GO): DNA repair
Cellular component (GO): nucleus
Molecular function (GO): ATP binding; ATP-dependent chromatin remodeler activity; zinc ion binding
Source: RefSeq, a predicted model, not a curated record